AUGGUGUUGUCUCGGAGUCUCACUCAGCAAGAGUCUGAUGAUGACGAGGAAGAGAAGGAGAGAAAUGAAGAGGAUGAGGAGAGAAAUGAAGCAGGAGAGAAGAGCCAUGGCGUGAAACCGGUUGGUGAGCCGGUUAAAGUUACGGGUAAAGGCAAAGAGAGAAUAAUCCAUUACAGGCAGUUCGAGUAUGGCGUAACAGAUACCAUCUGGAGGAUUCAGUGCUCUUGA
Eruca vesicaria subsp. sativa (arugula) is the source of this 228-nucleotide messenger RNA. The record is from the annotation of a GenBank genome assembly. NCBI's taxonomy places the organism in Eukaryota, Viridiplantae, Streptophyta, Magnoliopsida, Brassicales, Brassicaceae.